Molecule: messenger RNA, 618 nt
Organism: Lactuca virosa
Lineage: Eukaryota; Viridiplantae; Streptophyta; Magnoliopsida; Asterales; Asteraceae
Source: the annotation of a GenBank genome assembly
AUGUCUGCACAAAGUGACUUUGCCCUUCGAAUUCCUGAAAACAAUGUGUCUGUAGAGGAGGGUUUUGACUACUCGCAAAGGGGACAGUGGCUUCGUGCAGCUGUCCUAGGAGCCAAUGAUGGUUUAGUUUCGGUUGCUUCUUUGAUGAUGGGUGUUGGAGCCGUUAAACAUGAUGUCAAAGCCAUGAUUCUUACAGGCUUUGCUGGGCUUGUUGCAGGUGCGUGUAGCAUGGCAAUUGGAGAAUAUGUGUCUGUGUCCUCUCAGCUUGACAUAGAGGUAUCUCAGGUUAAAAGGGAGAAAAGAAUGGGAGUAAGUAGUGAGGAAACUGAGAAUGAAGAGUUGCCAAACCCCAUGCAGGCGGCUACAGCAUCGGCCCUUGCGUUUAUGUUCGGGGCUAUUGUGCCGUUGCUUGCUGCUUCCUUCAUAGUGGACCAUAAGGUGAGACUGGGUGUGGUUGUGGCUGCCGUAACAGUUGCACUGGUGGUGUUUGGAUGGAUUGGUGCUUUUCUAGGGGGAACUCCGGUGGUGAAGUCUUGUCUUCGGGUUCUGGUGGGAGGUUGGCUGGCUAUGGCCAUUACAUUUGGGUUGACCAAGUUGAUUGGCUCCAGUGGACUAUGA